This is a messenger RNA of Callorhinchus milii (elephant shark), 5234 nucleotides long. RefSeq names its product ATP-binding cassette, sub-family A (ABC1), member 3b (gene abca3b). The transcript has 31 exons. Gene Ontology annotation, molecular function: ATP hydrolysis activity; ATP binding; lipid carrier activity. Gene Ontology annotation, cellular component: intracellular membrane-bounded organelle; membrane. Gene Ontology annotation, biological process: transmembrane transport; lipid transport. NCBI's taxonomy places the organism in Eukaryota, Metazoa, Chordata, Chondrichthyes, Chimaeriformes, Callorhinchidae. The record is from RefSeq and is a predicted model, not a curated record.
CAUUGUUGUAGCGGCCGGAGGGGCGGUGAGAGGGACCAAGGGGAGCAGCACGUUGUGUGUACAAACCAUUUACCACGCUGACUCAGAAUGUGCAGAUUUCAGCAGUUUAGACUGCUUCUCUGGAAGAACUAUCUCUUGCAGAAACGCCAGGUUUUGAUCAGCAUCAUUGAAAUCGGACUUCCACUUCUAUUUGCCUCCAUCCUUAUUGGUCUGAGACAGCAGGUUGUCAGCGAGGAGCAUCCCUUUCCCACUGUGUAUCCCAGUUUUUUCAUUGAUAAACUUCCAAACAUUCGCCAUUCCUAUAAAGCUAAAUGGAGCUUUGUCUACGUCCCAUCCAAUGUGUCUGCAGUCCAUCACAUUGCAAAGAAGGUGGAAACUGUUCUCGCACCCAAAAUUAAAGCCUUGGGCUUUGAAACGGAAGCUGAAUUUAAUACUUAUAUGAAAGCAGAAAAUGUGUCAUCGCUGCUUGUGCUGGCAGCUCUGGUGUUCGAUCAUGACUUCAAGGAGAAAGACGAACCUUUACCAAAGCAGGUGAAAUACCACCUGAGGUUUAAGUACCUUCCUCGCAAUGCACCGUCCACGCAACAGAGCCAGUUUAACCCAAACCGAGACACGGGCUGGCGCACACAGUUCCUUUUCCCGUUUCUCCCAUUGCCUGGGCCCCGGGAGCCGUACUUCAAGGAUGGGGGAACUCCAGGUUACUACCGCGAGGGGUUCCUGACACUGCAACACGUGGUGGACAGGGCCAUUAUCAAGUAUCACGCCAACUCCACCAGCCAGCGAAAGCUCGACAGUAUUACAGUGAAGUUGCUACGGUUCCCAUACCCACCGUAUACCCGGGACCUGUUCAUUGUGGUCAUCCAGAAACAGCUCUCGCUCAUGGUCCUGUUGAGCUUCUGCUACACCGCACUCAACAUUGCUCGAGCAAUUGUGAUGGAAAAAGAAAAGAAGCUGAAGGAGUACAUGAAAAUUAUGGGACUCAGCAGCUGGCUUCAUUGGCUCGCCUGGUUUGUCAAGUUUUUCGUACUCCUCCUCAUUUCAGUAUUUUGUAUGACUCUGAUGUUUUGCGUGAAGGUCAGCAAGCUGGGAGCAGUGCUGAAUUACAGUGACCCGACCCUAGUAUUCCUCUUUCUCAUGGUCUUUGCGAUCUCUACCAUUUCCUUCAGCUUCAUGGUCAGCGUGUUUUUCGUACGAGCCAACGUGGCAGCUGCUGUGGGUGGAAUCCUGUACUUCUUCUCCUACGUCCCCUAUUACUUCAUUGUGCCGCGAUACACACUGAUGACUCACGCCCAGAAAGUGGCGGUGUGCUUGAUUUCAAACAUCGGCAUGGCGAUGGGGACGCAACUCAUUGGGAUGUUUGAGGGCAAAGGUACUGGUAUUCAGUGGAGAAACAUCAAUCAGCCAUUUACUGUGGACGAUACCUUCACCAUGGCUCACGUGCUGGUGAUGCUGCUCUUUGACUCGUUCCUGUAUGGGCUGGUGACCUGGUAUGUAGAGGCUGUCUUCCCUGGAGAGUACGGAGUGCCUCAGGCUUGGUACUUUUUCAUAUUGCCCUCAUUCUGGUUAGGAAAGGUGAGACAGGUCAUGAUUGAUGAUGAAGAGGAAGAUGAUGAUCCUGAGAAAGCCCUAAAGACUGAGUUCAUGGAGGACGAGCCAGUGGGUCUUUUUCCCGGCAUCAAGAUCAAACACCUGAGUAAGGUGUUUAAAGCUGGGAACCAGAAGAAGUUAGUGGUGUCAGAUUUAACGCUGAACAUGUACGAGGGGCAGAUCACAGUGUUAUUGGGCCACAACGGAGCAGGAAAGACAACCACCCUAUUCAUGCUAACAGGCAUGUACCCUCCUACAAGUGGGCAAGCGUACAUAAGCGGGUACAACAUCUGCAAUGAUAUGCCACUGAUCCGAAGGAAUCUAGGAUUGUGUCCCCAGCACGAAGUCCUCUUUGACCUCCUGACUGUAGAGGAACACUUGUCGUUUUAUGCCCAUCUCAAAGGUCACCAGUCAAAGGAAAUCCCUGAGGAAAUCAACCGGAUUUUGUCAAUCCUGAACCUCGAAGAUAAACGUCAUUCCCAGACCAGCACUCUGUCAGGAGGCAUGAAACGGAAAGUCUCGGUUGGAAUUGCUCUCAUCGGUGAUUCAAAGGUUGUCAUGUUGGAUGAACCGACCUCGGGCAUGGACCCAGUCGCCCGCAGGGCCAUGUGGGACCUUCUGCAGCAUCAGAAAGUCUCCCGCACCAUCUUGUUAACAACUCACUACAUGGAUGAAGCGGAUGUCUUGGGCGAUCGCAUCGCCAUCAUGGCCAAAGGGGAGCUUCAGUGCUGUGGAUCUUCACUUUUUCUGAAAAAUAAGUAUGGGGCUGGGUACCAUAUGGUGAUUGCGAAGGAGCCUCUGUGCGAAGUCGAUGGCAUCACUAAACUCGUGACUAGCUUCGUGCCCAACGCGGUUCUGGAGAGCAACAUUGGCGCUGAGAUCUCAUACAUCCUCCCAAAGGAAAGCACCAACAGAUUUGAAGCCCUGUUUGCCGAGAUCGAAGAGAGGCAGAGAGAACUAGGAAUUGCCAGUUACGGAGCCUCUGUCACUACCAUGGAGGAGGUCUUCCUGAGGGUGGGGAAGCUGUCCGACUCCAGCAUCGAUAUCCAGGCUGUGCAGCUGCCCCCGCUCCAGUACCAACACGAGCGUCGCUCCAAUGACUGGACCUCAGACGACAAGACCAGUCUGAACGGCCUGAUCGACGGGGCGGACAACAGCAAACUCAUCGCUGAGUACUUCAGCGUCGUCAAACUCAACACUGGGGUCUCCCUGUUCUUCCAGCAGUUCCUCGCCAUGUUUAUGAAGCGGGCGCUCUUCAGCCUGCGGAACUGGAAGGUGGUUGUGGGGCAGUUCUUCGUGCCGCUUCUCUUCACGUUUUACGCUGUGAUCGUGACCAGGAAGUACCCUGAACCCCAAGACUCCCCGCCACUCAAUCUGACGCUGCAGAAGUACGGCCUAACAUUCGUUCCCUUCUCUGUGGCGGCUGGUUCUCGGGGACUAGCCAAGGGCCUGGGUCAGAGCUACGCAGAUCUGCUGCCUUCACAGAAAGGAAAACCAGUGAAUGUUUCAGGUGACCUUAUUCAGUUCUUGUGGAAAACCUCCGCCAAGCAGGGAGGUGAAUUCAAUGAACAAUACGUGGUGGCGGCAGCUUUCCAGAACACAAGGAAUCGCACCUUAGUGCACGCCCUGUUCAAUAACAAGGGCUUCCACACAGCCGGCACCUCCCUGAUGCUCGUAGACAACGCGAUCCUCAGACUCCUGGUGGGACCCGGUGCUUCAAUCAAUGUCGUCAACUUCCCCCAGUCUCGCAACAUCACUGAGAGGACAGUGGACCAGCUCACUGAGAGUCGCACCGGCUUCAUCAUCGCCUUCAACAUGAUGUACGGCAUGGCUUUCCUGGCCAGCACCUUCGCUCUCCUGCUGGUCACCGAGAGGACCAUCAAAGCAAAACACGUGCAGUUUGUCAGCGGAGUGAACACAGCCAACUUCUGGCUGUCGGCGUUCCUCUGGGACUUCAUCAACUUCCUCAUCCCGUCCGUCUUGAUCCUGCUUGUGUUUCAGGCCUUCAACGUGAAAGCGUUCGCUACGGGGAAGAGGCUAAUGGACGUGUUGCUGCUGCUCAUCCUCUACAGCUGGUCCAUCAUCCCCCUCAUGUACAUCCUCCAGUACUGUUUCAAUCUGGCAGCGACAGCUUACUCCAGGCUCACCAUGUUCAACAUCCUCUCCGGCACCUCCACCUUCAUAGCCAUCACGAUCAUGAAGAUCCCAGAGCUCGAGUUGGGGAACUUGACCAACAUCAUGGACAUGGUGUUUCUGGCUUUGCCCAAUUACUGCGUGGGACAGGCCAUGAGUGAAUUUUACCAAAACUUUGAAAUGAUCCAGAUCUGCACCAGCACCCCGCUUGCUGAGUUGCUUUGCCAGUCCUUAAACUUCACCUACCAGCUGGAUUACUUAUCCUGGGAGAAGCCUGGGAUUGGGCGUUUCCUUGCUGCUUUGGCCAUCCAGGGCAUCGGGUUGUUCAGCAUUCUCUUCCUCAUUGAGCUUAACUUCUUCCAAGUGUUGAAAAAUGUUUUCUGUUCGCUCUGUCAGAGAAGGACCCUGGUGAGUAGAAGGAAGUUUUGAAUUCACUACGUGCAACAACAGCAACUACCCCAAGACAGUGAUGUCCUGGACGAGCGAAAGAGGACAGAAGAAGUACCAGUCUCUGAACUGGACAGCCCCCUUCUAGUGAAGGAUCUCUGUAAGGUGUAUCAUAAAAAUGGGGUGUUGGUUGCAGUGGACAGAAUCUGCUUGGCUGUAAAUAAGGGUGAAUGUUUCGGGUUGCUUGGAUUCAACGGAGCCGGGAAGACGACCACAUUUAAGAUGCUGACGGGUGAUGUGGAGGUGACCUCAGGAGAUGCCUACAUAGAUGGGUACAGCAUCCUCAAAGAUCGAAGGAAGGUCCAACAGAGGAUUGGCUACUGCCCGCAGUUUGACGCUCUGCUGGACUACUUGACGGGCCGGGAGACGCUGUGGAUGUAUUCCAGGUUGCGAGGCAUCCCCGAGCGGUACAUCACAGCCUGCGUAGAGGACGUGUUGAGGGGCCUGCUCCUGGAGCCCCACGCCGACAAGCUGGUGAGAACCUACAGCGGUGGGAACAAACGGAAGCUGAGUGCCGGAGUGGCUCUGAUCGGUGGGCCCCCCGUCAUCUUCCUGGAUGAGCCGUCCACCGGGAUGGAUCCCAUUGCCAGGAGAUUGCUGUGGGGAGCAGUGACCCGGGCCCUGGAGUGCGGGAAAUCCGUUGUCAUCACAUCCCACAGUAUGGAGGAGUGCGAGGCGCUGUGCACCAGGGUGGCAAUCAUGGUGAACGGGCAGUUCAAAUGCCUAGGGAGCCCCCAGCACCUCAAGAAUAAAUUUGGCAGCGGCUACACACUGAUAGCCAAAGUGAAAGGAGACGGGGAGCCUCCCAGACUCGAACGUUUCAAGGAAUUCAUAGAAACCACAUUUGAAGGCAGUGAUUUAAAAGAUGAGCAUCAAGGACGACUGCACUACCAUCUAAACCGUAAAAAUCUGUCCUGGGCUCAGGUUUUUGGGAUCCUGGAAAGAGCCAAGGACAAAUAUUCCCUCGAGGAUUAUUCCAUCAGCCAGAUCUCACUUGAGCAGGUCUUCCUCAGCUUCGCUCAUUUCCAGCGCUUUACAGAGGAAGGAAAAAAAUAAGUGCCGGCCAC